AUGAUAAGCACUAGCCAACGACUUGUCGCUCGUACUCGACGUCAUCAUACGUUACCAGUCUUACCAAACGUAUUGACACGUCGACAUACAUCAUCAUCUAUACCAUCAAUUGAAUCUCAUGAUACAGACAAUACGCUCUUAACACGUAACUUUAUCGCUAGAUCGUUAUAUGCCAAGGAAAAUGGUUAUUUUACCACUUACGAGCGUAAAGUAUUACAUGCACCUCUUGAAAAGAUUAAUUUCAAUAAUCUAUGGGGUGCUGGAGAAUAUCGUCAUAGGAUAGAUGUAUUAUAUAAAGAACAUGCUGAAGCUUGGCUCACACCUGUCGAGAUCUUUGCACCGUAUUAUUCACACGCAGUAGCACGUUACAUUCUGGAUUCUUCAGCUUGUUGGUCUCUUGCGAAAGAGCUUGUAAUUUAUGAAAUUGGUGGUGGAUCUGGAUCAAAUGCACUUUAUAUUCUCAAUUAUUUAAAGGAUACCGUACCUCAUGUGUAUGCAAAGACCAAGUAUACUUUGAUUGAAAUUAGUCCUGUUAUGGCUGAAAGACAGAAGAAACGAGUAGCUGCUGUACAUCCACAGCAAUGUACAGUCCUUCAUCAGGAUUUCUUGACCUUUGCAGAUACAUACAAGACAAAAAUAAACACGCCAUGCUUUGUUUUAGCGCUAGAGGUGCUGGAUAAUUUACCACAUGAUAAAGUGACACUACAGAAUGGCAAAUGGUACGAGACUGUUGUCAAGAUACAGAAUUAUGAAGACAAGUCGACGACAGAAGGUCCAGUGCUAUAUGAAGCCAUGCGACCGUUGGAGGACAUGUUGAUUCAUCAGACACUUCGUCACUUUGGCUGUGAUUUGCCACUCCGUGUGUCGUACAAGUAUAAUACUAGUCUAGCACAGCGAGUACGACGUAUGCUGAAGAACGAUGAUCCCGUACUUUACUCGUCGUUUAUUCCUACGGGUGCAAUGCAGCUGCUUAACACCCUCCGCACGGUAUUUCCAAAACACCAUUUGAUUGCUGCUGAUUUUGACUCGCUCCCGGCGCCAAACCUGGAUACUACGUCACCGAUCAAGGCUAUCAGACAUGAAUUGAGUCCCACAGCGACAUCGUCUGGGACGCUUUUUGCUGGCAAUGCACCACUUGUUGCGUCGAAAGUCAAAAAUGUGACGAAGGAUCACGACACGUACCUGGUGCAAGGCGGGAUUGCUGACAUCUUCUUUGCCACGGACUUUAAUCGACUUAAAAAAGCGUAUUGCUCCACGCUACAGCGUCAGCCUCAUGAGGUUUCCGUCAUCAAGUCGUCAGAAUUUUUGAAGGAGUUUGCUGAUCUACAAAAGACCAAGACGAUCACUCGGUACAACCCACUGCUAGAAGACUAUUCCAACACGAGCUUUAUUUUGUCUUGA
This is a messenger RNA of Peronospora belbahrii, 1401 nucleotides long. NCBI's taxonomy places the organism in Eukaryota, Oomycota, Peronosporomycetes, Peronosporales, Peronosporaceae. The record is from the annotation of a GenBank genome assembly.